AUGGAUAUUCCGAAACCUAGUGAGGGCGAUGUUGAUAUCGGAACUGGCACAUUCCAGGCUUGCUGGGUCCUCACAUCCAUUGUCGGCGUAGCAUUGUUGUUCCGCUAUGCUAUCAAGAUCUGGGUGCGUUGGGCUUUACCGCAGGUCACUGCACCUGGUCGAAUUUGGGGUACAGAGGACUUAUUCUUCCUCGUGGCUUGGGGUUUUGAUAUCACUCAUAUGGUAUUUAUUCAAAUGAGUGCCAAUUCGGGCCUUGGGAGGCAUUUCUUCUACUUAACUGGGGAAGAGCGUCUUUAUGCUAUGAAAUGGGACUUCCUUUCACAGCCGAUGGCUGUCACUUCGGCAAUGGUGUCACGCGCAGGCAUGAUGUGGUUUCUUUUGACUUGCUUUGCGGCCAGCGACAAGAUGAUUCGUCAAUCCAUUAUCGUCUGUGCCGUUGUUCAGGUUGUCGUCAAUAUGGUUACAAUCGUCCAGAUUAUUGUCCAGUGCGGACCGAACCCGUAUCAAACCGUUAGUAUCCUCCUUCUUGGUGCUUGGUCCAUUCUAAUCUCAUCGCAGACUGAUCGAGUACAAUACUUUCACUAUAUGUGGACACCACUCCCUGAAGAUGGUUCCGUCAAGUGCCAAUCACCGGUUGUCCAAACGACUGUAGGCUUUGUACAAGGAGGUAUGGGAAAUUGUAUACUUCAGCAGCUCGGCUCAAAUCUAAUUGCAAUUCGCACAGGAUUCAACACUGUGAUCGAUUUCUUCCUUGCCGUGCUCGCUGCCGUCGAACUCUGGCAAUUCUUCCUGCGAACUCUCCACCGCAAUCCAAACACCUCAUUUUGGUCUCAAUUCCGCAAAAUUAAUGGCACCGUUCGAUCCCGCCGGAUCUGGCAGACCAUCACGCUCAGUGGACCACUCCUACUCUCUGGCUGUGCUUCUAUUGUAAAGACAUAUAAACUCAAAUCGCUUGGUGACAGACAAGACUUCACCUAUAACAUCGUGACGUUCGUUCUAUGGGUAAAGAUCGAGAACUACAGCAUCCUCCUCGCCUCCUGCGCCCCAGUAGCCCGCCUCUUCCUCCGGUCCUUCGUUGACCACAGACGCGAGGGCCGGUAUCACGGCUACUGGUCUCGCUCUCGGUCAACCGCACACAAUGAGCCAGACACAGAGAUGAAACGCCGCGUCAAUGUUCAAGACCAGUGGCUGGAUUCGGCUACAGUGACUAAUAUGACCAAUACUUAUAUUAAGGAUGAGGAGGAUCACUGGAAUGGACAUGGGCACGAGCGCUCUGUCAGUCAGGUUUCGAAGGCGGAGAUGCCGGACCAUCAUGAUGAUGGAUGCGUUACUAUUAAGACAGAUAUUGUUGUUCAGGUUGAUGAUGGGAGGUCGAUCUCUUCGGGUGGGACGAGGUUGUUACCUAAUGGGGGUGAGUCUCAUUUUGGGGGAUAUCGUUGA
Messenger RNA from Penicillium psychrosexuale, 1440 nucleotides. RefSeq lists its product as uncharacterized. The transcript has 6 exons. Lineage: Eukaryota; Fungi; Ascomycota; Eurotiomycetes; Eurotiales; Aspergillaceae. The coding region runs from base 1 to 1440 and encodes 479 amino acids. The record is from RefSeq and is a predicted model, not a curated record.